UUGAACAACACACUUCCGCAUCUCCAGUCUGUUUUUGUUUGGAUUUCUUUUGGUGGAGAGCUCCGCAACACAAAACCUACAUUUUCGGAGACGUUGCAUCGAUCUACGACAGGCACAAUGGCUUCAGAUUCUCCUCGCAGACUGAGUCGUUGUGCUGGAGGGGCAGUGGUGAGAGCACAAGCUGCAACGGAGCAGUCUUACAUGGAAAGUGUGGUGACUUUUUUGCAAGAUGUUGUCCCUCAGACUUACUCCGGGGGUCUGCAACCUGAUGAAAAGGAGAAAGUCGUUUGGGUCCGUUUUGAGAAGGCUGACAUCAAUGACUCUGCUCGCAACCUGGAGUUUAUGGAGAUGCACAGUGGCUCGACUGAUCCUCCUCUCUGUCUAAUGAUUGGUUAUGCCAAUGGGAUGCAGAUUUGGAGUGUAUCUAUGGCAGGGGAGGCCCAAGAGCUGUUCUCAGUGCGUCAUGGCCCAGUGAAAACUGCUCGCAUUUUACCAGCUCCACAUAUCAGUGAGUAUCUUUCUUAUAAUCUUUUUCUGAAGAAUGACCCAUCUGACUUUGAAGCACAUUUAAAAUAAACAAAUUAAUAAAUAAUAGGCA
Molecule: messenger RNA, 598 nt
Organism: Hippocampus comes (tiger tail seahorse)
Lineage: Eukaryota; Metazoa; Chordata; Actinopteri; Syngnathiformes; Syngnathidae
Product: breast carcinoma-amplified sequence 3 homolog
Exons: 6
Coding region: 118-576 (152 amino acids)
Biological process (GO): response to starvation; autophagy
Cellular component (GO): cytoplasm
Source: RefSeq, a predicted model, not a curated record